GAUCAGCUGUGCCGUCUCGGUCUCAAUCUAAUAAAAAAUUGAAUCAUAAACAUACACAUUGUGUGUUCAAAUGGAUAACAAUAAAUGUAUGGAUUGAGAAAAAUUAAUCAUCAAAAUGAGCGCUUGGAAGUUUCUUUGGAUUGCUAUACUAAGCGCUUGUCUUUUGGUUGCAAACGGGCUGGAAGACAAUACUGAACUCGUGGAUGAUAAUCAAGAUGAUCAGCUGUUGGCUGGUAAAGUCAGGUAUGACUAUUCAAAUGUAAAGACACCCCGUCCUACAGUUGGACUGCUCUAUCCACGUGAAUCGGAGACGCGAGAGGUGCGUUCCUUGGAUGGAAUAUGGAAUCUUAUUCGGAGUAAUGCCAGCGAUCCUCAGCAAGGCGUGAGAGAAAAAUGGUACAAGCGGACGCUCAGAUCAACAGGUCAUGAACUUAUUUUAAUGCCGGUACCAGCAUCCUACAACGAUGUGACUGUGGAUCGGCAAUUGCGCGACCAUGUGGGCACAGUUUGGUAUGAGCGUCACUUCUUUGUGCCCACUUACUGGCGUAAGGAUCGUGUACGCACCUGGAUACGCUUCGGUAGCGUUCACUAUCAGGCUGAUGUGUGGAUCAAUGGUCAGUUGGCAUUGCACCACAGCAUUGGUCAUUUACCCUUUGAGGCUGAGAUUGGACGCUUUGUCAACUACGGCAGCGAGAACCGUAUCACAGUAAUGGUGGAUAACCGUCUAACCAAUCGCACCAUUCCUCAGGGACAUGUCCUGAAGCAACCUAGCGACGAGGGCGUUGCCUAUGUACAAUCUUACACCUUUGACUUUUUCAACUAUGCGGGAAUUCAUCGUUCCGUGCAGCUUUUCACUACGCCGGAAACAUAUAUAAGCGACAUUGAGCUGAAAACUCAGUUUGUGAACGAGAAAAUGGGACGCAUUGACUAUCAACUGAGAAUUGGCAAUGGAUCUGACUCAGCUCCGCAAGCUAAUUAUGUAUUGGUGCAGCUGCGGGACAGAAAUAAUGUUGUGGUUGCCCAUCAAAUUAAUCAUAAUGUUCACAAUGGAACCUUUCUGAUACCCAAUGUGAAGCCUUGGUGGCCCUAUCUGAUGCAUCCGCUUCCUGGUUACAUGUAUACCCUGGAGCUGCAGUUAAUGUCAAAAAACAAAGAUAGUGAAGAGGAGGGGAGUGCUGUGCUCUUGGAUGCCUAUCGAAUGCCCGUUGGAAUACGCAGUCUAAGCUGGAGCAACCAAAGCUUGUACCUCAACGACAAACCUCUUUACUUGAGGGGAUUUGGCAAGCACGAGGAUUCAGAUAUUCGUGGCAAGGGCCUGGAUAAUGCGGUACUAUUGCGUGAUUUCAAUCUGCUCAAGUGGAUCGGGGCCAAUGCCUAUCGCACUUCACAUUAUCCCUAUUCCGAGGAAUCUAUGCAGUUUGCCGACGAGCACGGCAUCAUGAUCAUUGAUGAGUGUCCCAGUGUUAAUACGGAUUUGUUUGAGCCACAGCUAUUGGAAAAUCACAUGUCUGCAUUGGAGCAGCUCAUACAUAGAGAUCGCAAUCAUGCCUCUGUGAUUGCCUGGUCAAUAGCCAACGAGCCACGCACGAAAAAGAAGGCAGCCGAAGCUUAUUUUGGCGCCUUGGCGAAAUAUACAAGAACCAUUGCCCAGGGACGUCCGAUUACAGCUGCCAGCAAUGUGGACACGCCCACGGCCUGCAUGAUGUCACAAUUCUUGGACAUAACUGGCUUCAAUCGAUACAAUGCCUGGUACCACAGUCCCGGACGCACCGAUAUGAUUGUGCAGCCACUGUAUGAUGAGGCCAGAAAAUGGCACGAGCAUUAUAAAAAGCCGGUUAUUAUAUUUGAAUACGGAGGAGACACAAUGGAAGGAUAUCAUAGCUUGCCAGCCUAUAUUUGGUCGGAGGAUUAUCAGACGGAACUGUUCUCCAAACACUUCCAGGCAUUUGACAAAUUGCGUAAACUCAAGUGGUUUAUUGGGGAAUUUGUGUGGAAUUUUGCCGACUUUAAGACUGAACAAACCUACACACGAAUGGGUGGAAACAAGAAGGGCGUCUUCACUCGCAAUCGCCAGCCCAAGGACGCGGCUCAUUUAUUGCGAAAACGAUAUCAUGCAAUUGCAUUUAAACUGGACAAUGCCAGCUUUCCGUCGGAUCUCUUCGAGUAUAUUAUCGACUGGUAUUGAUUACACUUUGAAGCAUAAAAUGCUAUCAAAGUUGAUCUACUUCACAUAACCAUAUAAUGUAUUAUUUAUACUGAUAGUAUCACACUUUUAACUAUGCUAUUUCAACACAACUGUCAUGGACAAGAUGCGUGCAAUAACUGGGUCAUCCUCGCUCGACUAAUGUCAGCUUUUAAUUAAAUGCUGUUUCUGAUAUUAAACCAAAUAUUGUAAAACUUUAAUUGAAUAAUAAGACUCAGUAUACAUACAUAACUAGGCUUCGCGAUCUGUAAGCAAAUAGGAGAAUUCUGUAGAAAAUUUAAGUAAAUUACCGAUAAUGUUCCAACAA
This is a messenger RNA of Drosophila innubila, 2510 nucleotides long. RefSeq names its product beta-glucuronidase-like. Gene Ontology annotation, biological process: glucuronoside catabolic process; carbohydrate metabolic process. The record is from RefSeq and is a predicted model, not a curated record. NCBI's taxonomy places the organism in Eukaryota, Metazoa, Arthropoda, Insecta, Diptera, Drosophilidae. The coding region runs from base 116 to 2185 and encodes 689 amino acids. The transcript is spliced from 5 exons. Gene Ontology annotation, molecular function: carbohydrate binding; beta-glucuronidase activity.